Armigeres subalbatus is the source of this 1272-nucleotide messenger RNA. RefSeq lists its product as uncharacterized. Gene Ontology annotation, biological process: DNA integration. Gene Ontology annotation, molecular function: nucleic acid binding. The record is from RefSeq and is a predicted model, not a curated record. Lineage: Eukaryota; Metazoa; Arthropoda; Insecta; Diptera; Culicidae. The transcript has a single exon. Bases 1 to 1272 code for a protein of 423 amino acids.
AUGCCGAACCUUCAGCCUAGCAGUCGUUGGUUCCAUGGACCGGACUUUCUGCGGCAGCCUGAGAAUGAAUGGCCUGGUUAUAGUGGAGAUCAAGGUGCAACCGUAGAGGAGCUUCGUUCAAAUAUUCUUCACCACACAGUAACAAAACCACUGGUAAAUUUCGAACGCUUUUCAAAAUGGAAACGGCUACUUAGGUCGGUUGCGUAUGUUCAUCGCUUCGUAUCGAAUCUUCGUAAGCGCGCCAGGAAGACUUCCAUCGAGCUCGGCCCACUAACGCAGGAAGAGCUGAAGCUAGCAGAGAACAUUAUUUACCGGUCAGUUCAACAGCAGGCCUAUCCAGGUGAAAUCCAGGUGCUGCGCAACGGUUCAACAGAACACUCAUGGGAGCGCACAUUACCGAGAAACAGCCCGCUGCACAAACUGAAUCCGAUCAUCGAUGAGCACGGUGUCUUGCGAAUGCGAGGACGUAUAAAUGCCUGCGAUUGGGUUGAUGAAGCCACCAAAAACCCGAUCUUGCUUCCGAGGAAAAACUACGUGACUCAGUUGGUGAUCGCCGACUAUCACGCAACUUACAGACAUCAAAAUCACCAUACAGCGUUGAAUCAGAUCCGAUUAAAGUAUUACAUAUCCCGUCUCAGAUCAGAGUUUGAUCAAGUCCGUAGAAGAUGCCAACGAUGCAAGAUUUUUAAAGCAAAUCCACAGCCACCAGCAAUGGGAAACCUUCCGUCUGCCCGGUUGGCAGCCUUCCAGCGACCAUUCUCUUACACUGGAGUCGACUAUUUUGGGCCGAUGUUAGUGCUAGUUGGCAGACGAACUGAGAAAAGAUGGGGAGUCCUGCUUACCUGCAUGACGACCAGAGGUGUGCACAUCGAAAUCGCACAUUCGUUGUCGACCGAUUCGUGUAUCUUAGCUCUACGUAACUUCAUAGCAAGAAGAGGACCGCCGCUGGAAUUCAUAAGCGACCGAGGUGCGAAGUUCAUAGGAGCUGUCCGGGAGCUGCGCGAAGCCCUCAAGCAUGUCGACGAGGAGAAACUUAAGAUAGAGUUCGUCAGUCCUGUCACCAAGUGGACCUUCAAUCCACCAGCCGCCCCGCACUUUGGCGGCUGUUGGGAGCGUUUGAUCCAGUCUGUCAAGCGCACCAUGAAAGAUUUCGACCUUCCGCGUUUGCCAUCGGAUGAGAUUCUUCGCUCCACACUGAUGGAGAUAGAGAUGAUUCUGAAUUCAAGACCGCUUACUGACAUACCAUUAGAUACCGACACGGAACCCCUCUAA